GUGAAAACCAGUCUAAUUGUUGUACUAAACAAAUGAAUCGGGAAGGUCGAACAGUCCGCGCUCUGAUUCCCCCAUGGUUCAGCUCAAAAAGCAAACAUGGAAAUACCUCUUGCAAUAAUAAUCCUGCUUUGCAUGAGUAGCGAAGCGUUUGAGCUGCCUUAUUUGCGGACACCACCAACUGUCACACCCGACUACUUAGCACCCAGAAACUUAAUAAUCUCUUGGCGUUCCUGGGAAUCUGAUGGUGGAGGUGACGGCCCUAUUACAGGCUACGAAGUCCUCUAUCGUUAUGCAAGGAACGGAUCGGGAGAUAGCAGCUACGACUACAGCCGGACCGUGGAUUCCAACGUCACCACAUCUGUGGUGAUUGGGGGUUUGGACGUGGAGACGGAUUACGAUUUUGCCAUCGUCGUCGUAGGAGAAGGUGGGGCGGGAUCGCCCUCCAAUAAGACGACCUACAAGACUCUGUGCGCAGCUCCGUCGGCUCCACUAACGCUUAGCGUCAGCAGAAUUGAGACAGAUGAGCUUGAGAUAACAUGGGAGUUGCCACCGCCGUCAACUUGGGGCUGUAGCGAGUUAGGUUCCCAAGUUUUCCUGCAGUGGAAGCAAUCGCUAUCAACCUCCUUUACUUUGGUCUAUAUGGAUCGUGCCCUAGGUUCCUACAACCUGUCGUUGCUGACCCCCUGCAUUAUGUACGACCUGAAGGCGCAAUUUUCGAGCCCCUCCUUUUUGUUGAGCCCUGAGAGCGAAGUGAUCAGUGCGACUACUGCCAAGACAGAACCGCCACCGGUCAGUUAUGUCAACACCAGAUAUGCAGAGGACUCAAUGGAGCUUGAAGUCACCUGGCCGUACCCGGUUAACUAUAACAGGAUGUGUAUUGAAGAAUUCCACGUAACCCUCACACCGCUCCGGCUGGUUGCCUGCGAGACAGACAUCGUAUCACCGGUAACCCAAAUACAGGUUGUGCUGGCCAAUUCGACUGGGGUCGUCUUCGGUGCCGUAUUGCCGUAUACCGAGUACAAUGCCACAGUUACGUCCAGUAACGAACUUGGAAAAUCCGAAGUGACGUUCAAGACUGGUGUCACUAGUGAAACAUUGCCGAGUGUCAUGCAAGCAGUGCAGGUGGCAGAGGUAUCCCCGCGCUCUGUGCGGUUAGCCUGGACCCGCAUACCCUGCGAGGACGUGCACGGGGCCUUCUACCAGUACUCAUUCCUCUUCACCAAUAAUCAAACUGGAGAGACAUUCUCCAGGCAGAGCGGAGACAUUGAUGUGACUGAGCUGUCGGAGAGGACCGUCCUGCCGUGCAUGUCGUACAACGUACAGAUCAGAGCUGUAUCCGGAGCCGGCAAUGGCCCAUGGAGUGAGAAACAACGAUUCAGGACCACGCCAGAAGUUUCGCAAAGUGUCAGAAACUCGGACGCCAGUGCAGUUGACGACAACCCGAACGCACUGCUCGUCACCUGGGACGUCCCUUAUGAAGUCUACUGCCCGAUCGACUACUACGAAGUCUCGUACAAGCUGCUGUACAAGUUUCAAUGCGAAGACGGGAACAUGGAACGCAUUGGGGCCGCAAACACCACCGAGACGGCGUACACGAUCACGGGACUGCUGCCCUACUCUACGUAUGAUGUGUAUGUGAGGGCGCACAGCGAGGCCGGCUUUGGAUAUGAUGGCAGAGCAGGGAUACUCCAGACGGCUCAAAAAGUGCCCACAGACACCCCAAUUGAAGUGACCGUGGCGUCGUACACCAACGACUGGCUUCAUUUCUCCUUCCGGCGACGAGACUGCUCCGAGAGCUCCUGGUCCAGCCGUCUGAUCGCCUACGUCUACCAGCUGGACAACCUGGACAACACCAGCCAGCCCCUGACAGGAAACAGCACGGCAAACUACUUGAGGUUUGAGGGCCUGAUCCCGUACACGCGGUACUCGUUCCGCGUGAAGAUGCGCACGGAGGCCGGUGAUGGUCCCUACAGCGACCCUGUCGAGGGGAGGACAAAUGAAGACGAGCCCGGACCACCGGCUAGUUUGACCAUUCUGAACAAAACAGAGUCAACCGUGGACAUUGCGUGGGACGCGCCAACUGCGCCCAAUGGGAUCAUCCUGAACUACACGGUUCAGUAUAAAGCCAUUGAGAAGCCCUAUGACCCCUACUUUGCACCCUCAUCAAUUUAUUUUGUGGAGGCGGCGUUGGUCGGACCGGCAGUCUUCACCUACAAACUGGAGUCUCUAGAGCCUGGAACAAAGUACAGCAUUCGCGUGGCCGCGCUGACAGCGCCUGGAGCAGGGGAGUACAUUUAUCGCGAGGCUUUCACUGAGCUCAAAACAGAUAUCCAAGAGCCAGAGAAGCCGGCCUUUGACCCGUCCAGAUCCUCAGGGACUAGUGUAUUCAUCUACAUCUACAGCUCAGACCCUACCUAUGUCACCUCUUAUCUCAUUGCGGUGAAGAAGACGUCUGCAAGACAGAAGAGAACCAGCGUGGUGAUCGACGGAGAAUCGUACGGCACGUACAACGAAAACCCGGACGCCUACAUUGCCGCAGAGGUUCCCAAGGAGGGCGUUAAUUCAGUCGGGUUUGUGGUGGGAGACGGCAAGAUGUAUGGGGGCUACCUCAACGCGCCCCUGGGGGAGGGGACGUAUAGCGUCAGGGUCGGCGCUGCGAGUAAAGCAGAGGAUGCAUCAAGUGUGAGUUGGAGUGAACCACUGGUUCGAAAUGCAACUGGCGUCCCGACCACAUCACCCUCCCCAACCCAAAAGCCUGACCCACGGCCACCAACUAACCCAGGGCCACCAAAAGAUGGCAGCGACUCCGUUGGGAUUAUCGCCGGGGUGAUUAUCGCCGUCUUGGUGGUUCUGAUCAUCAUUGGCCUUGUGGUGUAUUACAUGAGACUGCGCAGAAAACGAGAGGUUGAGGACGGCACUGCCGGUACUCCCAUGGAAGAAACAAGCAAGAAAGACAGCGUCAAGGUUUAGUAGGCAAGAGACUCGGAAAUUCUUGAUCAGUACUUGCUCUGAUUUCAUCGAGCUGAAAACACUGCUGAGAUAACAUCAGCGGGGAACCAGUCACAAGCAAUAUAAAUAUCAAGCAGGUUUGGCUGGUAACCUCGUUUUCUUUCUAAGCAAUUUUGUUUUAGUGCUUAGGUCAUCCCUUGUUAUUUCUAUGGUUCUUAUAUUUUGUGUAACUAGUGUGAGUAAGUCCAAAAACAAAAUCUGAAGAAAGACAAACUUGCAGUUGCAGUAUAGAUGGCAGCAGCGUAGCUAUGGGGGGGGGGAUGAAAAAUCGUCGGUUGGUUUUAAAGAAUAAUAACAAAAGGUUUGUUUUAUCUUUUCUCAAAUCUGGAGCCAAAAAUAGGAUCAGUGGGAAAUAAGAACCAAUGAAAUAAAAAAAUUUAAAAAAUGCCCACGACUGUGCUCAUGGCUUCCUGAAAUUAGCCACUGAAUGUUGACAGAUUCAGGUGGGUUCCUACAUUCCUACCAUAGCAAAACUGUUCAGAGAGACAGGGUAAAUGACCUAAAUCUUAAGCUGUUAAAAUAUUUUUUUACCAAUUA
Messenger RNA from Patiria miniata (bat star), 3546 nucleotides. RefSeq names its product phosphatidylinositol phosphatase PTPRQ-like. The transcript has 15 exons. Bases 97 to 2970 code for a protein of 957 amino acids. The record is from RefSeq and is a predicted model, not a curated record. Gene Ontology annotation, molecular function: protein binding. NCBI's taxonomy places the organism in Eukaryota, Metazoa, Echinodermata, Asteroidea, Valvatida, Asterinidae.